UGCAUUGUCAUGUUGUGCAUGAAAGUGGGACCGAGUUGACUCGGUCACUCGGACCUACAUGUAGUUGAUUUGAUUGCACCUACGUUUGCACCAGACCCGCACGGAACGUGCAAUUUUUACAAUCAUCGAACAACCAAAAUCGCACCCCCCAAAAAAAGAGAAGUCAUGGCUAGCAACGCUGGGCCGACACCAAGCAAUUUCAUCGUAGUGAAUAACGAUCAGUUGGAUGUUGAGCUUGCAAAUGCAGGGAAUAAACCGGUGAUUGUUGACUUUACCGCCAAAUGGUGUGGCCCCUGUCGGCGAAUUGCCCCAGUAUUUGAACAGUUACCUACUCAGUUCCCGGGUGCCGUAUUUCUGAAAUGCGAUGUUGAGGAUAAUGCUCAAUCAAGCGCCAAGUACGGAAUCCGUGCCAUGCCCACCUUUGUCUUUUUCCGCAGCAAGGCAAAGAUUGAUGAAUUCCGUGGAGCCAAAAUGCCGGACCUCAAGCUGAAAGUGGAGAAGUGGUUGGAAUCUGAAGCCAAUGGUGAACAGGCGGAGGAUAAGUCCAAAAGUUAUAUGGACUUGGUUAAGUUGAUUGACAAGUCGUCUAUCGAGUGUUUAAAUCAGUGCAACGAUCAUGACAUUGAAGCUUGUCUGACAAACGAUGACAGAUAUAUGGAAUCGGAUUGCGAUGAACAGCUGAUAAUAAACAUAGGUUUCAUCCAGAAUGUGAAAGUCCACUCGUUGAAGAUUACAGGACCGGAAGGCUUCGUCCCUAAGACAGUGAAGAUCUUUGUCAACGAAAUCAAGACCUUGGACUUUGACACAGCUGAGAGAAGUGAACCAGUGCAGGAAUUGAAUUUGACAAAAGAUGACGUGGGUGAAGACGUGGUCAUUCCACUUCGGUUCGUCAAGUUCCAGAAUGUGUCAUCUGUGACAUUAUUUGUGAAGGAUAAUCAAGGUAUGGAGGACACGACUAGAAUUGGGCAUCUGGCAUUCAUCGGUUCGCCCGUCAACACCACCAAAAUGGGGGAAUUUAAGAGGAUCUCUGGGAAGAAAGGAGAGAGUCACUGAGAAGCUCUUGUUACCAUGGCAACCAAGGCAGUAUAUAAUUAUCGAGGAAGGAGGAGGUAAAUGAGGCAGGAGUACGUUUUGAUCCCGAUCAUAAGCCAAUGUUGUUUUUACUGCAAAUACGCACAAAAUAAGACAGGUAUUCUUCAAUUUAGACUCGCAAAAACAGAAACAAAAUUACAGACAAUAUUCCCACUUGAACCUUUCACAUAAAAAUAAUAACAAAUUGAAAUCUUGUGAAAAUAAAUACAAUACAUAUAUAUCAUUGUCAUGAAAAGGAUGGUCUCUUUUUCCAAUAAUGCUCUUCCUAAUAGCAGCCUUUUAGAUAUUUUAAAUUUCUCAAAAUUCACAGUUGUCAUUUCUGUGGUAAGCAAAAAAAAAAUGGGUUUGGGUCAGUGGCAGUACUUGGGAUUCCAUGUGCAUGGGGGGCUCUUAAGGGGCCUCAAGAGGGCCACACAAUGGGUUUGCUCCCAUUUGGGUCUGUGGGCGUUGUAUGUAAGCUGUUGUGUGUCAUUUCUUCAAUCGAGGUAAAUGAUGGGGAAAAUCACAUUAAAAAAUAAUAAGGAAAACUAAAUAUACUACAAGUACAUGUAUUCUACGUACUAUCUCCUAUCCUUAGCAUUGACUGCAAAGUUAUGAUUAUAAAUGUUUAUCCUGUUAAAGUGAACUUGGUAGCCACCUCUAAAAUUAAUUUUUGUGGAGCUAGAUAUUUAACGAGUUCUUCGCUGAGAAGUGAAUCUGUAGUGUCCAGGUGAUGGAUGUAUAAUUAUUAAUGGUUAAUUAUUGCAGAUAUAGACCAUAUGCGUAGCAGCAGCCAUCUUAGAGGGCAAUGCCUUUGCUUUGCUGGAAUAAGCAUGGGUGAACCUCUGGUGCAUUCAUUGUUACUGAAUUAAAAUAACAAAAGAUGCCCUCUAAGAUGCAUAAGGUCUAUCCAUGGAAGUCACAAAAAGCGAAAAUUCAAAGCUACAAUGGGAAGUGAAAAAUAGGAACUAUCCAACGAAAGGAAAAGAUGCAUGCCUCCAGUUUUCACCUAAAAUAAUAGAAAUACUAAAUUCGGAGGUAUUGUAAGGGGAAAACUGAAUUUGAAAUAUUAUUUUAUGCAUGGCUUGAUGUUGGACAAAAGAACCAAAGUAAAUCGGUUCAAAUUCGGUCUAUUUAGGCUCAGUGCACGCAGACUCGCAGCCUUCAAUCAAUCAUGUAGGCUUUACUUUAAUGAAAUUAAUGUACCACUGUGUUUCAUUAUGUAUGGAUUGAUAUCCCAACAUUUUUACUCAUAAUUACAUUUAUUAUUUAGUUGUUGCUCGAGUUAUAUAUACAAAUGUACACCCGUUUAAUUACAGCAAAUAUUUAUAUAACAGUGAAUGUAGAAUUUAAUCAAAGUAAUUUGAAUGAGUUUUUUUUUUCAAAUUGAUUUUCUGUAUCCAUUUACAUGUAUCUGUAUUGUUGUUGGUAGCACAAUAGACUUUUGAGUGUCAUACCUUUCCAAAAGGUAAUGUACACAUUAAAAAACACUUUUCUUAAAAAUAAUUAAUAUGCCAUAGCAGUUGACUGUCCAUGAUUAUUUGUUGAAUUUCUCAAGUAAUAUCCUUAAGGCAUAUCUAGAGUCGAGAU
This is a messenger RNA of Patiria miniata (bat star), 2661 nucleotides long. It is a transcript of the gene txnl1, whose product is annotated as thioredoxin-like protein 1. The transcript is spliced from 8 exons. Lineage: Eukaryota; Metazoa; Echinodermata; Asteroidea; Valvatida; Asterinidae. The record is from RefSeq and is a predicted model, not a curated record. The coding region runs from base 166 to 1053 and encodes 295 amino acids.